This is a messenger RNA of Cucumis sativus (cucumber), 2986 nucleotides long. Its product is annotated as glutamate receptor 2.5. Gene Ontology annotation, cellular component: plasma membrane. Gene Ontology annotation, biological process: G protein-coupled receptor signaling pathway. Gene Ontology annotation, molecular function: G protein-coupled receptor activity; ligand-gated monoatomic ion channel activity. The coding region runs from base 29 to 2818 and encodes 929 amino acids. Lineage: Eukaryota; Viridiplantae; Streptophyta; Magnoliopsida; Cucurbitales; Cucurbitaceae. The record is from RefSeq and is a predicted model, not a curated record. The transcript has 6 exons.
AGUUCCACAAAACAGAGACUAAAACUAAAUGAUGAGGAGAAGAAAGGGUUGGAGAUGUAGUGAUUUUGGGACGUUGGGGGUUGUUCUUUUUCUUAACAUGUUACUAACGGCGGCGACCGUUGUAACGGUGCACGACCAGGAGGAGAAGGUGGUGGCCGGAGAAGUGAAAGUGAAGGUGGGUGUGGUUUUUGAUUUAGAUUCUAUUUUUGGGGAGAUGAGUUUGAGUUGUAUUUCAAUGGCUCUGGAGGAUUUAUACUCUUCUCGGAGUUAUUACAAGACUAGAGUUAUUCUCCACAGCAUUGACUCCAAUGACACUGUUGUUGAUGCAGCUGCUGCAGCUCUGGAAUUGAUAAAGAAAGAGGAAGUGCAAGCCAUUAUAGGUCCAACAAGCUCUAUGCAAGCCAACUUCAUCAUCAACAUUGGAGACAAAGCAGAAGUUCCCAUCAUCUCAUUUUCAGCCACACGACCUUCCCUCACUUCCCACCGCAGCUCUUUCUUCUUCCGAGCCGCUCAAAACGAUUCAUCUCAAGUCAAAGCCAUUGGAGCCAUUGUUAAGACCUUCAAAUGGCGACAAGUCGUCCCCAUCUAUAGCGACAAUGAGUUCGGCGAAGGUAUCAUCCCUUACUUAAUUGACGCUUUACAAGAAGUCGACACCGAUGUGCCAUACCAAAGCAAAAUUUCCCCCUCUGCCAAAGACAAGCAAAUCAUCGACGAGCUUAACAACUUGAUGAAAAUGCCAACUAGAGUGUUUGUAGUGCACAUGGCACCCCACCAUGCUUCACGAUUGUUCACAAUGGCUAAAGAAAUUGGAAUGAUGAAACGAGGCUACGUUUGGAUAAUCACAGAUGCUAUAGCAAAUCUAUUGGAUUUAAUACACCCUUCAGUCCUUAAGGCAAUGCAAGGAGUUGUGGGAAUAAAAACUUACGUCCCAAGAUCCAAAGGGCUUGAUUCUUUCAAACAUGAUUGGAGGAAGAGAUUUAUGAGUUAUUAUCCAAGAAGAAAGGAAGAAGACAUUCCAGAGGUAGACGUGUUUGGGUUAUGGGGUUAUGACGCAGCUUGGGCGCUUGCCAUAGCUGUAGAAAAAGCUGGGACCGACAAUCUUCGGUACUCCUCAACCAACAUUACCGCAUCAAAAAUAAACUCAACUAACUAUCUAUAUACCCUGGGGGUGAAUCAAAAUGGUCAGAAAUUGCGAGAUACAUUCUCAAACCUCAAGUUCAGGGGGUUGGCUGGCGAGUUCAGUUUAAUUAAUGGACAACUACAGUCAUCUCUUUUUGAGAUAGUGAAUGUAAAUGGGAAUGGUAGACGAAACGUUGGGUUUUGGUCGGCAGAAAGUGGGCUGAGGAGGAAGGUGGAAGACUCGGAAAGAUCGGCGAAGGGGUUGAGAUCGAUCAUAUGGCCAGGAGAGCGUAUUGUUACACCAAAAGGAUGGGAAAUUCCAACGAAUGGGAAGAAGUUGAGAAUUGGAGUUCCGGUGAAGGAUGGAUUUAAGGAGUUUGUGAGUGUGAUUCGUGAUCCUAAAACAAAUGCAACAAUUGAUGUAGGAGGAUAUUGCAUCGAUGUGUUUAAGGCUGUGAUUGCAACCUUGCCUUAUAAAGUUGAUUAUGAGUUUGUUCCUGCCAACCCGGAUUUCACCUACAAUGAAAUCACCUAUCAAGUCUUCCUCCAUAAAUUCGAUGCUGUGGUGGGCGACAUAACGAUCCGAGCGAACAGAUCUUCAUACCUAGAUUACACAUUGCCAUUCACAGAAUCAGGGGUGGCCAUGGUUGUGCCAAUGAAGAACAGCAAGAACACUAACGCAUGGGUAUUUCUAAAGCCUCUUACAUUGAAUUUGUGGAUCAUCACUGCGUUCUUCUUUGUAUUUGUAGCACUUGUUAUUUGGAUUCUUGAACAUCGAGUCAAUGAACAGUUUCGUGGAAGUGCUUUAGAUCAACUCUGUACUAGUCUUUGGUACUCCUUCUCCACCAUGGUUUUUGCUCAUAGGGAAGUUACAUUGAACAAUUUGACAAGAGUAGUGGUGAUAGUAUGGCUAUUUGUGGUUCUCAUCAUUACACAAAGUUACACGGCAAGUUUGGCCUCACUUUUGACGGUUCAAGAUUUGGAACCAACUGUUACUGAUAUCAAUCAACUUCUUAAAAAUGGAGACAGCAUCGGAUAUCAAUAUGGUUCGUUCGUGCACGAGAUUCUUAAGUCAUUGAAGUUCGAUGAUUCUCAGCUCAAACCUUACAACUCCCCAAAAGAAAUGCACCAACUUUUCACUAAAGGAAGCAUCAAUGGAGGAAUUUCUGCUGCUGUUGAUGAAAUACCUUAUAUUAAGUUGUUUCUUGCCAUGUAUUGCUCUCAAUACACAACCACCGAACCCACCUAUAAAGCCGAUGGCUUUGGUUUUGGAUUUCCAAUAGGUUCGCCUUUAGUUCCUCAUAUCUCAAGAAGAAUCUUGGAGGUGACAGAAAGCGAGACAAUGAAAAACAUUGAAGAGAAAUGGUUCAAAACGUUAAAAGAAUGUACGGCUUCAAAAGUGGCAGAGUUGUCUUCCACCCGCUUGAGCAUCAACAGCUUCUGGGCGCUUUUCCUUAUCACUGGAGUUGCUUCCCUAUGUUCUGUGGCUUUUUACGUCGGCAAAUUUCUGUACGACGAACGGAGGCGGUGGCAAAACGUAGAGUCCCCAAUCGGGGAAAGAUUAUACAAGUUGGCCAAGGAGUUCGUGAAGAGAGAUCAGAGAGCUCACCCGCUGAGACGAAGGAUAUCCAUAAAUGGGGUUCCUUUUAAUCCACAAGCCAUUGUUGCUAGUGAUGAUCGCCACCCUCAAAGAGAUUGAUGAAUUAAAUAUUUUAAUUUCUUCCAAUUGGGUGAUGAAAUAUGUUGUUGGAUAUAUUAAGUAAACAUUGUAUUUCACACAUUAGUUUUGAUCAAUCCAUAUUAUUUGCUUUUAAACCUUCAUUGAUAGAACUAACCUAAAUGAUCGAACAUCCAUAGUUCAUAUUAU